AAACCACACACUCAUCACCGACCGGAACGGAGAACGGCGAGGGAGAGCGAUGGCGGCUCAGGCUGACACCAUUGAGGUGCCCACGGACGCUGAGCUGCUGCAGGCACAGGCUGACCUGUGGCGCCACAGCCUCUACUACCUGUCCUCCAUGGGGCUCCGCUGCGCCGUCCAGCUUCAGAUCCCCACCACCAUCCACCGCCUCGGCGGCGUGGCCUUGCUCGCCGACCUGAUGGCCGCGUUGUCCCUUCCAUCGGUGAAGAUGCCGUUCCUCCACCGGCUCAUGCGCGUGCUCGUCACGUCGGGCGUCUUCGCAGCGGACAAAGACUCCGAGUCCGGCGGGGAGCUCUACCGCCUCACCCCGCUGUCCCGCAUCCUGGUGGACGGUGUCACGGAUGAGCACCACAGCCAAAAGUAUUUCGUGCUCGCCGUGACCGCGCCGCAUUGCGCAGAGGCUGCGCUGGGGCUGGCGGACUGGUUCAAGAAGGAUCUUGAGCCACCAGUGCCGUCUCCCUUCGAGGACAUGCAUGGCGCACCUGUCUUUGAUGAGAGAACACCCCUCAUGGACGAAGAGUUUGACGCCGUUGCCAAUGAAGGGUUGGCUGCCCAUGACAACUUGGGGAUCGCCACCAUAUUGCGGGAGUGCGGCGACAUCUUCAAGGGGCUCGAGUCCCUGACUGACUGCUGCGGUGGCGAUGGUACGACGGCGAGGGCCCUCGUCAAGGCUUAUCCGCACAUCAAGUGCACCGUGUUGGACCUUCCGAAGGUGAUCGACAAAGCCCCAAAGGAUGGUGUCGUUAACUAUGUAGCGGGUGACCUGUUCCACACCGUCCCAUCUUCUCAAGCCGUCAUGCUUAAGCUUGUGCUACACUUUUGGAGCGAUGAGGAUUGCGUGAAAAUCUUAACCCAGUGCAAGAAGGCCAUUCCUCCGCACGACGAGGGAGGAAAGAUAAUUAUCAUAGACAUUGUGAUUGGACCAUCCUUAGGGCCAAUAAUGUUUGAAGCCCAACUCCUGAUGGAUAUGCUCAUGAUGGUGACAACAAGAGGGGUCCAACGGAGUGAAAAUGACUGGCGCAAGCUAUUCAUGGAAGCAGGGUUCAAAGACUAUAAAAUUGUGAAGAAACUGGGAGCUCGAUGCGUUAUCGAGGUCUACCCAUAAGAUGUUGUGCUCUAAGGAUAUGAAUAAAGAGAGGUGUUUGCUUUU
Molecule: messenger RNA, 1201 nt
Organism: Hordeum vulgare subsp. vulgare (domesticated barley)
Lineage: Eukaryota; Viridiplantae; Streptophyta; Magnoliopsida; Poales; Poaceae
Product: probable O-methyltransferase 2
Exons: 2
Coding region: 50-1156 (368 amino acids)
Biological process (GO): methylation
Molecular function (GO): protein dimerization activity; O-methyltransferase activity; S-adenosylmethionine-dependent methyltransferase activity
Source: RefSeq, a predicted model, not a curated record